Molecule: messenger RNA, 1469 nt
Organism: Zophobas morio
Lineage: Eukaryota; Metazoa; Arthropoda; Insecta; Coleoptera; Tenebrionidae
Exons: 3
Coding region: 1-1371 (456 amino acids)
Cellular component (GO): mitochondrial matrix
Molecular function (GO): ATP binding; protein-folding chaperone binding; metal ion binding
Source: RefSeq, a predicted model, not a curated record
AUGGCGCUCGUCCCCAAAGUCCUCCCGUUGAUGAACCGCGUGCUGGUGAAGAAGGCCGAGCCCAUGGUGAAGUCCAAGCGAGGUGUCCUGAUCCCGGACGUCCGCCAGCGGGUCAACCGGGGGACCGUGGUGGCGGUGGGUCCCGGAACCACCAACGACACGGGCAAGUGCAUCCCGUGUUGUUUGAAGGUGGGGGACGUGGUGAUGCUGCCGGACUACGGCGGGACCAAGGUCCAGCAGGAGGACAAGCAGGAGUUGUACUUGUACAGGGAGCAAGAAAUCCUGGCGAAGAUAAACGAAUUGGACUGGCGACUGAAUUGGAAGAAGCAUGUAGAUGAUAAAGUAGAAAAGGCACGCUCGGCUCUUUGGCAAUGUCGUAGGGUGGUGGGAAGGUCGUGGGGUUUAAAUCCCAAGAUCGCCCUCUGGAUCUACACGGCAAUAGUCAGACCGAUGCUGUGCUAUGGAGCUUUAGUUUGGUGGCCCAGAGCCAGACAAAAAACAACAGCCCUGCAACUUGAACACGUUCAGAGAAUGGCGUGUCUCAGUGUUACAGGAGCAAUGAGGACCACUCCCACAGCGGCUCUGGAGACUCUCCUUUGCUUAGCACCUCUUAACCUUUACAUAGAGGAAGCGGCAAUGACGACGUCUCUAAGACUUCACUCUCUGGGAGUAUGGAACAAGCAAGGCCGCACAACGAAGCACACUCGGAUCUUAACGGAGGCGUUCAACAGAAUACCCUUGUUGAGGAUGGGUUGUGACCGAAUGGGCACAAAAUUAAUAUAUGAGAAGACAUAUAGAAUAUCAAUGAAUGAUAAUUCAGAAGGACGAGCCGACAUAGAUAUCUAUGUCGAUGGUGCCAAAACAGAUAGUGGUUCAGGAGCCGGCAUCUACUCCGAACAACUGAACGCACAAAUCAGUGUACCUCUCGGCACCCACACGUCUGUCUUACAAACAGAACUGAUGGGAAUAAUGCUGGGAGCUAGAAUCAUUGCUGAACGUGAAAUCGGCAACAAAUCAAUACGCAUACUUACUGACAGCAAGUCUGCACUACUAGCCCUGGACAGCUGUAUGGUUCGAUCCGGGCUGGUUUGGGAGUGCAGACAAACGCUAAAGUAUGUAACGCAGAGGAAUAGUGUGGAACUUUGUUGGAUCAAAGGACACAGUGGCAACGAAGGAAACGAGAGGGCAGAUGAGAUGGCGAAGCGAGCCGCGCGCAUGCCCUUCUGGGGACCCGAACCGGCAAUCACGCCUUCGGUCGCCCUCUCGAACGAACUCGUAAAGCAAUAUACCCAUAGACGCCAUGAGCAGAUAUGGGCGACGUUGAGCAGCUGUCGGCAUAGUAGAGCUUGGACAAACUGCGUAAACUGGUAGGAUUCCUUACGGGACAUUACCAGUUUAACAAACAUCUACAUACGAUAGGGGUAGUAACAGACCCAAUCUGUCGUGGAUGCAAUGAAGAAGAGGAAACA